This is a messenger RNA of Brassica rapa (field mustard), 1618 nucleotides long. RefSeq lists its product as uncharacterized. Lineage: Eukaryota; Viridiplantae; Streptophyta; Magnoliopsida; Brassicales; Brassicaceae. The record is from RefSeq and is a predicted model, not a curated record.
AACAAAUCAAAUCCAAAAAAACGUCUAACCAAACCAAACCAAACCCGAAUUCAACACCCUUCGCCUACCCGGUUAAGAGUUCUGUAUGCAUUGGGCCGAGUCCAAAAUUUUACACGCUGUCUUACGCCUACGCGGACAGUACUUGCUCUGGCUGCUAGAUCUGAAAGAAAGUAGCUGUAGAGACAAGACAAAUGAUGUGAUCGGUUUAAGCUAAAACAAGAAAACAGCUUCACUUCUUGCAAAUCUCCAACUCUUUGACAAAAAAGAUGGGAGCGCAACAAUCUACACAAGUGGGAGACGAUGAAGAAGAAGAAGAGGAACAAACAGAUGGUGAAGAAGAAGAACAAGAAGACGAUAACAGCAGAUCGAAUCCAAGAGAGCUAGACAACCUCCUAGUGAAGAGAGUUCUCGAGCAAGAGCCAGAGAUGCUACCUUGCCACGCUUCAGCCUCGCCGCUCUCUCCACAGCUAUCAUCUCUCGGAACUCCACGGAUCGGCCCUUCCAUCAAAGUCUGGGAUCCUUACAACGUCCUCGCUCCUCCUCCUCCUCCUAUCUUCUCCCGACUCACCACCGGAGACGAAGAUCGUGCUGUUACCGAGGUUUAUCUUAUCAGCCACGGUGAGUGCGAUCUCAAUCUUAGGCCUGAUCUUGUCGGAGGGAGAUGCCACGUCGCCGCACUCACCGCCAAUGGUGAACGCCAAGCCAGGGCUCUUGCUGUGUUCUUUAAAUCACAGGGUGUUCGGUUUACUUCGGUUUACUCCUCGCCUUUGGAUCGAGCUAGAUCCAUGGCUGUUUCGGUUUGCCAGGAAAUGAGUUUUCCAGAGGAGCAUGUACAAUCCUCAGACGCACUUAUAGAGAUGAGUCUAGGAGAUUGGGAAGGUUGCAAUCAAUCAGAGAUUUACAAUCCUGAAACUCUGAGCUUGAUCGAAAGAUGUCAGCCUGAUUUCUCAGCUCCUUCCGGAGAAUCACUCAGACAAGUGGAGUUCCGCAUGGUUCAGUUUCUAAACGGGACAGUCUCAGGAAUUGCAGAGAAGCUAAGGUCAGAUCACAGUGAAACACAUGAGCGUUAUGGUACGUCGACCAACUGGGACUUGCUUCACAAGCAUCGUCCAAGCCUUACAAGGAAGAAAUCAGGCAAAAGCAGGCUUCAGGUGAUGACCAAUCACGAGCUUGAGGAUGGAGUAUCCCCAAGGGAAGAUGUUAAUCAUAACCACAUUGAUAUGAGUGAUUCUUCUUCUUCUUCCUUGGUAUCGAGUUGCGUUGGGGUUUUCACGCAUUCGUUGCCUAUAAAGUGUCUUCUGACCGGAGUCCUCGGGUGCAGUCCGGUAAUGACUCAUAAGAUGUGUGUGGAGGACUCUUCCGUGACUGUGUUGCAGCAUUCUUGGAGAAAUGGGUGGCAGAUCAAACGAAUAAAUGAUACUGCUCAUCUUAGAUUGUUGUAGUUUGAAAAAAAAAAAUUAUUUACUGGUAAAAAAAGUUUUCAUAUGUAUACAAUGAUGAAUCUGUGGUAAGUUCAAGAACAAAGGUUAUGCAGAUGACAUGCCACGGCUUCUUCUUUGUAAUGUUUGUUUUGAAACUAUGGAAAAAAAAUAUUCAUUGAGUUUGAUCUUUGUGUGUU